UGCAUGCGCAGACGUGAGACGCCAUAAAACACAAAAAGUAAAUUGUGCUGCGCGGCGGAAGACGGUUGUCUUUCCGCGCUGCACCACCUGGAAUGAGCUGGUCCCUGAAGCUCACCUGACGGCACCCUGACCAGGUACAGCCUAAACGGUGAGACCUGUACCAUUGUAACCAUCCACAAUGAAAGACCCAAAGAGAAAGCUCACAAUCCUAGACCCUGAGACGGCUACCACCAGCAGCUCAGUGGGGGCUGUGCGCUGGGCGCUACCAGAGGAUGACGCUCCUUCACACAGCUCCGUGCCCACCAGAGCCCCAGCCAGCAGACAGAAGGACCUGAGAGACCUACGUGGCCUACAGGAAUGUGUGCAUUUCAUCCGCACAUGGAAGCAACAAGUCGAGCAUGUGUGCAAGAAACCAGGUGGCAGCAAGAAAGACCACCCCACCACCCACAGUCUGGAGAGGAGCAGGGAACUCAUCCUACAGUGGGCUGAUGAGCUCAAAAGAGUUGACUUGCUAUUCGGUGAUCUCACCCAAGAGACGAAGGAAGAAGAACACAAAAGCCAAUCAGAGGAAGAGCAGAGGAUUCAGGAGUGGGCCAGGGAGCUUCAAAGUGUGACAGAGAGCUGUGGGCUGGUGCGAGAGGAGAUGCUUCAGGCCCUGAGACAGCUGGAGUUGCGCAAGAAGAAGCUGAAGACCCUGCUGCCCUUCCUGGAGUUCAUCACCUGGUCACUGCUCAAAGAGGACAGCAGGGACACAGAUGUGUCACAGAUGUGGCUUGCCGCCAAACAGCGAGCUUGGAAAACAGAGACACCCAAGUACAUCCCAAAUUCAGUGUGGAGUUGGAUUUGCAGUGCAUCAGCCGACGUGACGCUGGACCCCAUGACCAACCACCCGUGGCUACUGGUGUCCGACGACCGCAAGCGGGUCCAGGAGUCGCACGCCGAGACCGAGGUGUCCUACAACGCGCAGCGCUUCGACAGCUGGCCGUGCGUGCUGGGCUGGGAGGGCAUGGCUACGGGCCGCCACUACUGGGAGGUGCGGUUGGCCAACAACGGCUACUGGAGGCUGGGCCUGACCACCGCUUCGUCCAAGCGCCACGGCCGCUUCACCAUGUGCCCGGAGGAGGGCUACUGGGCCAUGUGGCGCAGCACGCGCCAGUUCUACGCCUGCACCAAGCCAGAGACGCAGCUGCCCCUGGACAUGGUGCCCACCCGCAUGGGCAUUUACCUGGACUAUGAGGAGGGCCAGAUCUCCUUCUACAACGCAGAGACCCGCUCGCACAUCUUCACCUUCAAAGGCACUUUUCGCGAGAAGCUCUAUCCGCUGUUUGCGCCCCUGGACGGGCGCACGCUCAUGACAAUUCUGUCGCCCGAAAUGUGAGGCUUGGUCUCUCUGCAGCAGCAUUCCUCGUCAAGGGAAUUCAUUACUUCAGUGCUUCUUCAUUACCACUAUCCUGCUUCCACCUGUAUCCCACUCAGCUACAAUAAAAAGGAAGAAAAACA
Molecule: messenger RNA, 1500 nt
Organism: Engraulis encrasicolus (European anchovy)
Lineage: Eukaryota; Metazoa; Chordata; Actinopteri; Clupeiformes; Engraulidae
Product: E3 ubiquitin-protein ligase TRIM39
Exons: 11
Coding region: 179-1378 (399 amino acids)
Biological process (GO): protein ubiquitination
Cellular component (GO): cytoplasm
Molecular function (GO): ubiquitin protein ligase activity; protein binding
Source: RefSeq, a predicted model, not a curated record